Molecule: messenger RNA, 1275 nt
Organism: Rhodamnia argentea
Lineage: Eukaryota; Viridiplantae; Streptophyta; Magnoliopsida; Myrtales; Myrtaceae
Product: protein DMR6-LIKE OXYGENASE 1-like
Exons: 4
Coding region: 104-1144 (346 amino acids)
Molecular function (GO): dioxygenase activity
Source: RefSeq, a predicted model, not a curated record
CUCACACAAGCAUGCUGGCUAUUUCUUCACCAACUCUCUAUUUGCCGCUGCUCCCAAAUCAUUGCCCCGCCCCUCCGUCUCUGCCCCUACAUAUACACCCACCAUGGGAGCUCUUGACUCUGCCUUCAUCCAGGAAGCCGAGCACAGGCCAGACCUCAAGAUGGUCGAAGGCGAAGGCAUACCCUCGAUCGACCUCUCUGACUCGCCCACCAGGACCCGAGAAGAGCUCGCGUCGGAGAUUGGGAAUGCGUGCAAGACGUGGGGUUUCUUCCAAGUGAUCAACCAUGGGGUCCCACUGGGUCUCCGCAAGAGGGUCGAGGAACUGGCCAAAGAGUUCUUCGACCAGCCCCUGGAGGAGAAGACGAAAGUGAAGAGGGACGAGGUUCAUCCCAUGGGGUUUCACGACAGCGAGCACACCAAGAACGUGAGGGACUGGAAGGAGGUUUUUGAUUUCUUCUUGCAGGACCCCACUCUGAUCCCUGCUCUGUCUCACCCUGAGGACAAGUCUCUGAGGGAGCUGACCAAUCAGUGGCCUCAAAACCCCCCACAAUUCAGAGAGACAUGUGAGGAGUAUGCAAGAGAAGUGGAGAAACUUGCGUUCAAGUUGCUGGAACUGAUCUCUCUGAGUUUGGGUUUGCCGGCGGAUAGAUUUAAUGGCUACUUCCAAGAGCAGACCAGCUUUCUCAGGUUCAAUCACUAUCCUCCGUGCCCUCAGCCUGAGUUGGCUCUCGGGGUUGGCCGACACAAGGAUGGUGGGGCCCUGACCGUUCUUUCCCAAGACUCCGUAGGAGGGCUCCAGAUACAGCGGAGGUCGGACGGAGAGUGGGUUUCAGUAAGGCCGGUACCGGAUGCUUAUGUGAUCAAUCUUGGCAAUGCUAUGCAGGUUUGGACAAACGACUUGUACUGGAGUGCGGAGCACAGAGUGGUGGUUAACACACAGAAGGAGAGGUUCUCCAUUCCGUUUUUCUUCUUCCCUGGGCAUCACGUCUCGGUGAAGCCACUGGACGAGAUAACGAACGAGGAGAAUCCUCCCAAGUACAAGGAGUUCAACUGGGGAGUGUUCUUCGCGACGAGAAACCGCAGCGACUACAAGAAGCAGGAUGUCGAGAAUAUCCAAAUCGACCAUUUCAAGGUAUCAGAGUGAUCGCCCUUGAAAUAGGAUCGAUGAAAGGAAAGACGGUCACCAUUUGUGAAGUGGAAGUUGGAGUGGGAGACUGUAGCACUGUGGACGAGACUAUAGCACAUUCGAAUAAAGCGAUAAUUUUUACAUCGAAA